Molecule: messenger RNA, 1725 nt
Organism: Adineta steineri
Lineage: Eukaryota; Metazoa; Rotifera; Eurotatoria; Adinetida; Adinetidae
Source: the annotation of a GenBank genome assembly
AUGAAGAUUAUUCUUAUUGGUCUUAUUUGUAUAAUACCAAGUAUUUUAUCAAUUCCUUUUGAUAAUCUGAAUAUUUAUUCUCAUAAUGAUUGUUGGACAAAUGAAAAUAAUACAAUAACGAAAAAACAUGCUGUUUUACUUAGUUUUUCACCAAAAUUUGAUAAUGAAAGCGAAGGUUGUUCAGUACAUAUUUCAAAUCCAUGGUCCUCAGAUAUGCAAAACGGAUUUGGAGUGUUUCUUUUACGACAAAUGGAUUGUUCAUCAACUGUAACUAUCGAAUGUCUUCCGGGUAGUUCUCUUCUUAAACAAACAGCACCACCAGCAAUACAAUAUACAUGUCAUACAAACUCAAGUGAAAUUCAAAUGGCAUGUAGUAUAAUUAGCUUAACAUAUAAACAAAAUAUGAAUAAACAAGAAAUGAAAUACAGCACAAAUAUUCAAGUUACUGCAUUAGCAAAAGAACCAUGUAUGGAUAGAGAAAUAUUAUUUCAAUGUCCAUUGGAUUAUCCUCAUUCAUGUAUUGAUCGACAACUUGAAUGUAAUGGACGAAUUGAAUGUCCAAAUGGUGAAGAUGAACGUCAUUGUUAUCCAAUUCCAUCUUCAGUUUCGAUAUCAAUUGGUACAAUUCUCCUCUUAAUAUUCGGACUUCUUUCGAUGUUUUGUGUUGUAUCAAUAGUUCUAAUUUGCUGCUGUUGUCGUGCUACAUGUCAUGCAAUUAUACGUCGUUUUCAUCCAACAAAAAAAGAUAAAUUAUUUCAAAAAAACAAAAUGGCUGCUGUUGUUGGUGAAGAUGCUGGUCUUAUGAGGGAUCUUACUGCACCAAAUGUUAUUAGAGUUUUACCUCAACAACAUACUGAACCAACAUCAUUAAUGAUUGAUUCAACAAAACCUGUUUAUCCAUAUAUGUUAUCGAUAAUUUAUAUCUUUUCGAUACUCUUUUUAUCUUCGACAUUAGCGAAAAUAACAUAUUUUAAUCUCGAAAAUACAUAUGGACCUUAUUGUAAUGCACAGAAUACAUUUACACUCGAUGCUGGUGUUGUUCGAUAUGCUGGAACACCAUGGGUGGGUAAAUGUGAAUUAAACCUACAAAGUUGUUGUUUACCAACUUUAAAUAAUGCAUCUCUAAUGGCUAAUUUAUCAGUUUCAACAAGAUUUUAUAUAUAUUUACAUAAUCCACCUACAUGUCUUACAGAAAAUGUCAUUAUUGAAUCUGAAACCGGUGAAACGACUAUUAUUGAUUGUAAUGCAACAAAUGGUACUGAAUAUUAUAUUAAUACAGAACGACUAACUGUCAUUUAUUAUCGAUUAGAAAAAUUUCCUAUAUCGAAAUUUUCUAUGGUUGUUACACCAUUAAAGAUAAAAACACGAAUGUAUACACCCUGUGGUUUUGAUUGUUUUACGGAUACCUAUUGUAUCGAUCGAAGCCUUGUUUGUGAUCGAUUUCGAAAUUGUCCGAAUGACAUUGAUGAAGCUCAUUGUGAAUACAGCCAACAUCGACCUCCAUUAUCAUUUCACGGCAAAAUAGCUCUGCUUAUUGUUCUCUCAAUGAUCAUAUCAUUUGAUAUAUCUUCGAUAUUAAUUUGUUAUUUUUGUUGUGGUAUUUCAAAUCGGAAUCGUCUAAAUUCUAAAGACCGAAAACAGCUUAUUAUAAAUGUAGAAGAAGGUGGUGCUCCUCCUCCGAUAACGCCGCUUUUACAAUCAGAAAUGUCUAAAGAUAAUAAUUAA